CUUGAGCUACUGAAAGAACUCAGAGAAAAACUAAAAGAUCUUCAGGAAGAAUUAGAUGUAGGUACAGAUGGAAAUUGUUCAGAUAUUAAUAGUACUACAGAACCCAUCUCAGUUAUUUGUUCCAACUGGUCAUGA
Molecule: messenger RNA, 135 nt
Organism: Cetraspora pellucida
Lineage: Eukaryota; Fungi; Glomeromycota; Glomeromycetes; Diversisporales; Gigasporaceae
Source: the annotation of a GenBank genome assembly